AAGCCAGCAAGAGGGCUUGAGAAAGGGGAAGGGGAGGUGGGGAGGCACAUCAUUGUUGAUGUCCAGAGCCUCAAGUGGCUACUUGCCUGCUGCCCUGGGGCUCUGCACAGCUCGCCAGGAUGACAGAGGAGCCCAGAAAAGCCAGCAAAAAGUUCAAGUUCUUCAAGUUCAAGGGCUUUGGGAGUCUCUCCAGCCUCUCCCGGUCCUUCACUCUGCGACGGUCCUCAGCCCACAUAAGCCACCAAUCCCAUCUGGAGCCUGACACCUUUGAAGCCACGCAAGAUGACAUGGUGACAGUUCCCAAGAGUCCCCCAGCCUAUGCCCGCUCAAGUGACAUGUACAGCCAUAUGGGCACCAUGCCUCGCCCCAACUUCAAGAGGGCUCGAGACCAAAAGGCUGGCCAGGAGGCUCAGGAGAGGGGUCCUGAGCCCCACCUGGUGCCCCAAAGUCUGCGAGACCCCCCAGGCUUGGAGGCAGUCAAGGAGGUGAUUGUGCAGGCCGUUGCUCCCCUGGAUGACAUCCCAGCAGUGGGGCCCAGUCCUUCAGCAGUGGAGGCAGGCCCCACGAGAAAGCCUGAGGCCCCUAAGGUAGACGAGGAAGAGGAGAGCGCUCCCAGGGAUGUGUCCUCAGGAAGGGCUGCUGGGGAGCUGGAGGCUGGCGGGGACUACGUGAAGUUCUCCAAGGAGAAGUAUAUUCUGGACUCAUCACCAGAGAAACUACACAAGGAGUUAGAAGAGGAACUCAAACUCAGCAGCACAGAUCUCCGCAGCCAUGCCUGGUAUCAUGGCCGCAUUCCCCGUGAGGUCUCCGAGACCCUGGUGCAGCGCAACGGUGAUUUCCUCAUCCGGGACUCGCUCACCAGCUUGGGUGACUAUGUGCUCACAUGCCGCUGGCGCAACCAGGCCUUGCACUUCAAGAUCAACAAGGUGGUGGUGAAGGCGGGUGAGAGCUACACGCACAUCCAGUACCUGUUCGAGCAGGAGAGCUUCGAUCACGUGCCUGCCCUUGUACGCUAUCAUGUGGGCAGCCGCAAGGCCGUGUCAGAGCAGAGUGGCGCCAUCAUCUACUGCCCUGUCAACCGCACCUUUCCACUGCGCUACCUCGAGGCCAGCUAUGGCCUGAGCCAGGGUGGCGGCAAGGCUGCCAGCCCCGCCAGCCCCUCGGGCAAGGGCAGCCACAUGAAGCGGCGCAGUGUCACCAUGACUGAUGGGCUAACUGCUGACAAGCUCACCCGCGGUGAUGGCUGCCCCACCAGUGCAUCACUGCCCCACCCCCGGGAAUCCAUCCGCAACUGUGCCCUCAGCAUGGAUCAGAUCCCAGACCUGCACUCGCCCAUGUCCCCCAUCUCCGAGAGCCCCAGCUCCCCUGCCUACAGUACCGUGACCCGUGUCCAUGCAGCCCCUGCGGCCCCCUCUGCCACAGCGCUGCCUGCCUCUCCUGUCACCCGCCGCUCCAGCGAGCCUCAGCUGUGCCCCGGAAGUGCCCCAAAGCCUCUUGGGGAGUUGGACAAGGGCCCUCAUGCCAGCCCCUCCCAUAGCCUCUGCAAGGCCUCUCCAUCCCCGUCACUCAGCAGCUACAGCGACCCGGACUCUGGCCAUUACUGCCAGCUCCAGCCUCCCAUGCGUGGCAGCCGUGAGUGGGCAGCAGCUGAGGCCUCCAGCCGGCAGGCUAGGAGCUGUGGGGAAAAGCUAAAGGAACUGUCAGAAAAUGGAGCUCCCGACGGGGACUGGGGCAGGGCCUUCACAGUCCCCGUUGUGGAAGCCACCUCUUCCUUCAACCCAGCCACCUUCCAGUCACUUCUGAUCCCCAAGGACAACCGGCCACUAGAGGUGGGCCUCCUGCGCAAAGUUAAAGAGCUGCUGGCAGAGGUGGACGCCCGGACGCUGGCCCAGCACGUCACCAAGGUUGACUGCCUGGUUGCUAGGAUACUAGGCGUUACCAAGGAGAUGCAGACCCUAAUGGGAGUCCGCUGGGGCAUGGAGUUGCUCACUCUCCCCCAUGGCCGGCAGCUACGAUUAGACCUGCUGGAAAGGUUCCACACCAUGUCCAUCAUGCUGGCCGUGGACAUCCUGGGCUGCACAGGCUCCGCCGAGGAGCGGGCGGCUCUGCUGCACAAGACCAUCCAGCUGGCGGCCGAGCUGCGGGGGACCAUGGGCAACAUGUUCAGCUUCGCCGCUGUCAUGGGCGCCCUGGAGAUGGCUCAGAUUGCCCGGCUGGAGCAGACAUGGGUGACCCUGCGGCAGCGACACACAGAGGGCGCCAUCCUGUAUGAGAAGAAGCUCAAGCCAUUUCUCAAGAGCCUCAAUGAGGGCAAAGAAGGCCCACCCCUGAGCAAUACCACGUUUCCUCAUGUGCUGCCGCUCAUCACACUGCUGGAGUGUGACUCGGCCCCAGCUGAGGGUCCUGAGCCCUGGGGCAGCACGGAGCACGGUGUGGAGGUGGUGCUGGCCCACCUGGAGGCUGCCCGCACCGUGGCGCACCACGGCGGCCUGUACCAUACCAACGCCGAGGUCAAGCUGCAGGGGUUCCAAGCCAGGCCGGAGCUCCUGGAGGUGUUCAGUACCGAGUUCCAGAUGCGCCUCCUCUGGGGCAGCCAGGGUGCCAGCAGCAGCCAGGCCCGACGCUAUGAGAAGUUCGACAAGGUCCUCACUGCCCUGUCCCACAAACUGGAGCCUGCUGUCCGCUCCAGCGAGCUGUGACCUCCAGGGACCUUCCUCCUCUGCAGCUGCGGGCAGCAUCAGGGGCAGAGAGGGGCACCGCCUUUCACAGCACCCCAGGGACACUGUGAUCAGCCCAAGAAUGUUCUGGGUUCAACUCCAGGAUCUCCCUUGCUCCUCCAGGGCCCUGCAUGGAGGCUGGGCUCUGUCCCACCUGCUACAAGCUCACCAAGUCUCCCUUCAGGAAGAACCGGAACUCCUGUUCCUCCCACCAGCUCUGCUUCUCCCCUUCCUGCCGAGGUUCCCUGUCAUUGAGCCAUGGGAGGCUCCUCACGCCUCCUCACACCUCUCCAGGCAUCUGCUCCUCAUCCCACCACCACCACCAAGGCCUCCAUCUUGCUGUAAAUAACUAUCUGUUCUGUAAAUAGAUGUACAGAAACCAUGUUUUUCUUUCAUAUAAUAAACUUUUAUGACUCUUUUUUCUGUCUCUCAGGGGGCCCUGGGGUGGAAGGAAGUACCUUUUCUUACAUGAAAAGUGGAAACAUUCAUUCAUGAAGUAUUUAUUUAGUACCUGGGAUAUUCCAGAUUAUGCCAGGAGCAAGGGUUACAGCAAAUACUAAAACCCAGUCCCUGCUCUCCAGGAGCUCACAGACCAGUCGGGGAGAUAAACAGCUAAUUCCUGACCAGUGGGAGAGAUGUUGGCCUGACCCACGUUCCUACCCCAUUCCCGGCCUUGGGAAGCCACAGCAAUGGUUUCCACAAACCCACAACCAAGGAUCUGAGCUGUUUGGGGUGGAAAGGUUCUUUGAAACCGAGGACUGGAGGGAGAAGGGACUUUUCCCAGGCCACAGUAGUGGAAAGGAGAACACUAGAGUUCUUUCCUUUUCUCUCUUAAGAGUGCAAGCUAUUAAUGCCUUUCCAGGCUUUGAAAUGUGACCCCAAAAGUCUGUGUGUGUAUAGGGAUGGGGUGGGGUGAGGAGGGGGGCCGUGAAGGCAGUCGUCUUGGUUUCCUCACUCCAGUGAGUAGGGAAGUAGGUAACAGGCCUGGGAGCCUGUUCACUGAACUUAAAAUGUCUAGGGUCCUUUGUUUCUGAAUCCUUUGACCAAGAUAGGCUAGAUAACAUAUAACUUAGUGUAUUAGAUCUUUGACAGCAGCCAGACUUGGGUUCAAUUCCCUUGUUUAUUAGCUGAGUGACCUUGGAUAAGCCAUUUAACCUCUCUGGGUCCCCAAUUUCCUCAGUAAAAUGGGGAGAAUAACAGACCCUAUGUCUUAGUUUGAGGAGCUCUGGUGCAGUAA
Molecule: messenger RNA, 3954 nt
Organism: Loxodonta africana (African savanna elephant)
Lineage: Eukaryota; Metazoa; Chordata; Mammalia; Proboscidea; Elephantidae
Gene: SH2D3C
Product: SH2 domain containing 3C
Exons: 12
Coding region: 120-2699 (859 amino acids)
Biological process (GO): small GTPase-mediated signal transduction; positive regulation of peptidyl-serine phosphorylation
Molecular function (GO): phosphotyrosine residue binding; guanyl-nucleotide exchange factor activity
Source: RefSeq, a predicted model, not a curated record